This is a messenger RNA of Meriones unguiculatus (Mongolian gerbil), 3377 nucleotides long. RefSeq names its product hydroxysteroid dehydrogenase like 1 (gene Hsdl1). The transcript is spliced from 5 exons. Lineage: Eukaryota; Metazoa; Chordata; Mammalia; Rodentia; Muridae. The record is from RefSeq and is a predicted model, not a curated record. The coding region runs from base 263 to 1255 and encodes 330 amino acids.
CCACUCCCCGCCGCGCCCCAUAGCCACGAACUCUUGGUUCCGCGCUCCGGGCGGCCCCACAGCAGCCGGAGCAGGUGUUCCCGGGCCUCGUCUUCGCCCAGCGGCUCGCACGCGCGACACGCCCCGGGACCGGCCUUUUUUCCGGUGCCUCUUUAUCCUCUUUUCCCCACCUCUGGGUCUUGGUGGGUACUAGGACUCAGAACUGGUGCCGAAUGGCCGCGCCGCUGAAGAAAGCGCGCUGAUCCUGCAGAGCCGGGUUGCCAUGGCUGCUGUUGACAGCUUCUACCUCUUGUACAGGGAAAUCGCCAGGUCUUGCAAUUGCUAUAUGGAAGCCCUGGCGUUGGUGGGAGCCUGGUACACAGCCAGAAAGAGCAUCACCGUCAUCUGUGACUUCUACAGCCUGGUCAGGCUGCACUUCAUCCCUCGCCUGGGGAGCAGGCCCGACCUCAUCAGGCAGUAUGGAAGAUGGGCAGUCGUCAGUGGGGCCACAGAUGGCAUUGGAAAGGCCUAUGCUGAGGAGUUAGCGAGCCAUGGACUCAACAUCAUCUUGAUUAGUCAGGAAGAAGAGAAGCUGCAGGCUGUGGCCAAGCACAUAGCUGACACCUACAGGGUGGAGACAGUUGUCAUGGUGGCGGACUUCAGCAGAGGCCGGGAGAUUUAUGCUCCAAUCCGAGAAGCCCUGAGAGACAGAGACAUUGGCAUCCUGGUGAAUGAUGUGGGUGCAUUCUACCCCUACCCCCAGUAUUUCAGCCAGGUCCCCGAGGACACGCUCUGGGACAUUGUGAACGUGAACAUUGCGGCUGCGAGCUUGAUGGUCCACAUAGUGCUUCCGGGAAUGGUGGAGAGAAAGAAGGGUGCCAUCGUCACGGUGUCUUCUGGCUCCUGCUGCAAGCCCACCCCACAGCUGGCUGCCUUUUCUGCAUCCAAGGCCUAUCUGGACCACUUCAGCCGAGCCCUGCAGUAUGAGUACGCCUCUAAAGGGAUCUUCGUGCAGAGUCUGAUCCCCUUCCACGUGACCACCAGUGUGACUUCACCCAGCAGCUUCCUGCACAGAUGCCCAUGGCUGGCGCCUUCGCCGAAAGUAUAUGCACAGCAUGCCGUGUCCACCCUGGGCAUUUCAAAAAGGACCACAGGCUACUGGUCCCACUCUAUUCAGUUUCUGUUUGCACAGUAUAUGCCUGAGUGGCUCUGGGUGUGGGGCGCAAACCUUCUCAACCGCUCCUUACGGAAAGAGGCCUUAUCCUGCCAAGCUUGAACUGGGGAGCUCGGGAGAAGCUUGGCCAAGGCACCGUGACCUGCAGUAUUCUGGCAUUUGGAAGAACACGUUCACCUCACCUGUGUUUUGUCUCAUACUGAGUACAUAGUGUGUUGCCAUCCUUCACGAGGCCGACGACGUCUGUGAGAAAAAUCUCAGCAACCGCAGGAGUGUCCUAGGGCACAUAGCUACAAAGCCUGAGAAGAGAACAGAAUGCUUCCCCAACACUCACAAUGAGACUGGCCAACUCCUAUAACUUCUUGUGUUGGCUUUUGUGUGUGUGUGUGUGUGUUUUUUUUUUUUUUAAGGGGAAUCACCUGUUUCCUUUUAUAGGUGAUUAUAGUAUUGGCUUUCAGAUGUUCAUUCUUGCUGGGCAUGGCGGUUCAUGCCUUUAACCCCAGCACUUUAGAGGUAGAGACAUGUACAUCUCUGAGUUUGCCUGGGCUACAUAGUUCCAGCUAGCCAGGGACACGUAGGUAAAACCUAUCUCAAAAAAAAAAAAAAAUCAAUUUUUUUGAAUUAAUAAUGUUUGUCAGGAAGACAACAGAAAGUGUUAUUUCCUAACUGUGAACUGUGAGUGCAGGUGGUGGUAGCAGGAGACACGUGUCACACCGCACAGCUCAUGUGGGGCCUCUGUGUGUGCACACUGCCUUUCCCUAAGGGCGUUCUAGAACCGUGUGUAUGCUGUGUGUGUGAGCAAAAUUAUUGAUAGGACAUCAAGAGAAACUUUGUCAGGAUGUGGUAAUGGGAAGCCUUCCCAUAGUAAAGUCUGGGUUAUUCCUUCUCACAUGGUGAAAGCCUGCCGGCUCCGUGCCGUGGGCUUGCCAUGUCUGACGCUGCUUCCUUUGAGUGUUUUUUCUCUUCCAACACUAUAGGUGGGUUUGACUCCUAGAUUGGGAUACAUAACAGAUUGUCUUUGGAUUUCCAGAGUUGUGGCUUGAUAGUGAUUUCUCGGUACAUCCAUGUUGUAACUGUCCCCCUUCAGAGCUGGUUAUUGCUGUUUUCAUACAUUUUUCUAUGUAAUCCAGAUUUCAUCCCAGGAGCAUUGUUGAUAAAAUCAUCAAGUGUCUGUGGAAUAGUGAUUAAAAUAUGGGCAACUGUUGUGUGUGGUACGAGGUAGUUGUUGAAAUGAUGUUAGAAGCUCAUUUUUGGCCUGUGUAAUGAAUGUGUAAUGAAUUAUAGAGAAUGCUUUUAUUGUUGUGAAGGUACUUACACAAAUCCCACAGUAGGGGUAAGGGUUAAAACUUACUGUCUUUGAUCGAGUCUUAUAAAACCAACCACUUGUAAGGGUCUCAUUCUCAGCACCUGGAAAUCCGGAAGGCACGGUGGCUUGUGGAGAGUGUGAUACUUACCAUGUGGUGCUGAUGCUGGACCUAGGAAGUGAAUAUGGAUGGAAUGCUGGGACCUGUGUGGAAUUGCUCUAGUGCCAUUCCAUCACCUGUAGGCCCAAGUGCACUUUUAUGUUGAACAUGCACUUUGCUCACAACAUCACCUGUGGCAUUGUCAACUGUGACCCAGAUCUAGAAGAUCAGUGGUUAGAUUCUAAUGUUCUUCUUAUCCUCAGUUACGUCUUCAAAACGUGUAGAACUCCAUGCUUGGAGAUAGUGGCAGAAGAGCAUUGGUGGAGACUUCUGUCAUAUGGAUGAAAACUUUGGUGGAUAUGUGACAAGCAGCAGCAACUCCACCUGAAACAUCACUAAUCAUGGUCCCAUUGGUGGGAAGAAGGCAGGAGACUCGGGAGUUCAAGGCCAGCAUGGGCCACAUAGUGAAACCCUGGUUCAGGAGACAAAAAUAAGAGCAAAAACACUCUGUCAGUUCCGUGUAAGGUCCUGUGGUCUAGUAUUCAGACUUGUCAAUCAAGUAUGGAGUCCUUGCCACGUGAUGGAAGAGGUCAGCACUGUCAGUGUCCCUUAGCUAGAACUUGAUCAUUGUGCAGACUCAGUGGUCCAUGCUCUAGAAGACCGGAACCAGGCCUUCUUAGGCUCUCACGCUUAGCCCCUCUCUGCUGAGUUAGUCGGCUCAGUGUGGACAUGGUUUUUUACCAAGGAAGGAGGGUCUCUGAACCUUUGUAACUUAUCCUGUGAAUCAAAAUGUAACAAUAAAAGCAUCACUGUUUCCUUCA